Molecule: messenger RNA, 3497 nt
Organism: Centropristis striata (black sea bass)
Lineage: Eukaryota; Metazoa; Chordata; Actinopteri; Perciformes; Serranidae
Exons: 4
Coding region: 318-3017 (899 amino acids)
Source: RefSeq, a predicted model, not a curated record
UUUACAAAGUUUUACCCAAAUUACGCUUGACAAAGAUGUCGCUUACCUUCUUUUACUUCCAGUAGCGGUUCCUUCUUCCUCCAUCUCUCUUGCUCGCACUCCAACCGUUAACGUAAGACUUUACGUUAGUCAUGUCAAUUGACCAAUCAUGAUGCAGUAUUUGUGACUGAUGGCGCUCUCUCCCAAUGAAAUGUUGACGUUAGGGCUGCAUCAUUUACUGGGUUCAAAGUUCACAACUUGUUUGCGCCAAAUGCAACUCGUUGAAGAAAACAAAGAUGCAGCUCCUGUAAGUGGCAAACAGUAGGGCACAUUUGAAAAUGGCACAGAGGCACAACUCACGUUGGAGGAGAAAAGUGAAGAGCCAACAAAAUACUUGCAAAAGAUACAGAAGAAAGCAGGACACACAAGGACAGGAGAACAGAGAUGACUGCCGCACUGAGCAAGAGACCAGUUCUGCUAAUCUGGAAGCUGAUGACGUUGCAGAUCUGGAAGACUCUUCAAUCACAAAUUUGUGUGACCUCCAUAACACCAACCAUACAUCCCAGUGCAGUGGACACACAAGUGAGAUGCAUCACUCUGGACUUAAUGUUGAAUCAGAGCCUGAACAGCCUUUUCACACAGAUACAUUUGUUGAUCACCUUCCUGAAUUUGUUGAAGAAGACGAAAAUGUGUUAUUUGACGAUGACCUGUCAUUUUAUGAUGACCUGUCAUUUGAGGACGGUUUAGAGCUAAACCAAGAGGAGGGAACAGAACCCAAAAGCCCUACAAACACUGGAGAUAAUCCAAUUUACAGAGAUGCGCCAGUUUCUGUUGCAGAGAGUCUUCUCCUCAUAAUGACUUUUGCAAAUAGACACAAAAUAACAGGAAAAGCUCUCAGUGACUUGCUUACACUAAUCUCUCUGCACUGCCCCUCUGAUAUCCAGACUGAAUGUCUUCAGAAUUUACACAAAUUUAAACAAUUUUUUGACGAUUCCUCCUCUCCGCUUUUGCACAAAUACUGUAGUGCAUGCUUCAUGACUGUUGAGAGUACAGACAACCAGUGUAAAACCUGUGAAGCCAGUGUGUUGAUGGAGGGAUCAACUUCCUAUUUUAUUGAGGUUCCCAUUGAAGCACAACUGAAGAGAUUGUUUGCUAAGGAAGGUUUUGAAGAAAAACUUAUGUUCAGGUUUAAUAGACACAAAAAGUGUCAUGACAGUAUUGAGGACAUAUAUGACGGAGAAGCCUAUCAGAAAUUGACUACUUGUCAUGGCCCUCUCAAUGAUUCCAGAAACAUUUCUUUAAUGUGGAACACUGAUGGCAUACCCAUUUUUAAGUCUUCAAAGUUUUCUGUGUGGCCUUUUUAUUGUGUCAUAAACGAGUUAAACUUUGUUGAACGCACUAAACGAGAAAACAUGAUAUUUGCAGGUCUUUGGUUUGGGGACUCAAAGCCGUCAAUGUUGACAUUCCUUGAACCACUAUGUGAAACUCUGAACAAAAUCGAAAGAGAUGGAAUUUCUGUUCAAUUUGCAGGAGCUCAAGAGCCUUUCCUAUGCAAAGCCUUUACCAUUGCAGGUACCUGCGAUUUGCCCGCAAAAGCAUUGGUAUAUAAUACUGUUCAAUUCAAUGGACAGUUUGGGUGUCUAAAGUGUGAACAGCCAGGUCAAACAGUAAAGACAGGAGAAAGAGGUCAUGUCCAUGCCUUUCCUUUCCAGAAGACAGAUCCAAAAGGCCCACCUCGUACCCACAAGGGGUUUGUAGAUAAUGCGAAGAUGGCCUAUGAUUCCAACAGCAUUGUACGUGGGGUGAAGGGACCUACCUUUCUCAGUAGACUAAAAAGCUAUGAUUUGGUCUUGGGUACAGGUAUAGACUAUAUGCACUCUGUACUACUGGGAGUAAUGCGUCUAUUGAUGUUUUUGUGGUUUUCCACAGAGUUUUCCCGAUGUGCAUUCAGUAUGGUUAGGUCAAUCAGAGAAGUUGACAAACGCAUGAAAGAAAUAAGACCGCCAUUUUUGAUUAGAUUCCCUCGUUCUGUGUCCUCUCACAGAAUGUUCUUUAAAGCAUCUGAGUAUCGGUCCAUUUUGCUGUUUUUUGGGCCAGUUGUAUUCCGGGGCAUUCUUGCAGGCCUGUACUACAACCAUUUCCUGCUCCUUAGUGAAGCGAUCUUCAUUCUUAUGAUGGAAUCAAUAACCCCUGCGCAAAUAGAUCAUGCUGAAAAACUACUUUGGAAUUUCUGUUCUCAAAUGAGUGGACUUUAUGGUGAACGAUACAUGAUAGCCAAUAUCCACUUACUUGUCCAUUUAGCAGAUAGUGUAAGAGCUCUUGGACCUCUGUGGACACACUCUUGCUUUCACUUUGAAGACAAAAAUGGGUACUUACUUCGUCUUAUACAUGGGACCCAGAAUAUACCUGUCCAAAUGGUUAAUGCUGUAAAGACUAUACAGUCUCUCCCUAGCAUCACACAAAACAUAAAGCUGAACACAGUAGCUACCGAGUUUUUGGCCAGAAUGACAAAUGGCACUAGUUAUCAAGCUGUUAAUGUUGACAAUAGUGUGGCCAUGAUAGGGGCAGCAUUCAACAGAUGUCUUGAAACUGAUGAUAUGUCUCUUCUGGAACAGUUUCGUGGUCAGGGUUUAUAUACUAAUGUUGUCAAGGCAUAUAACAGAGCUCAAAUAGGGAAAACGGUUUACACUUCCAAGCAGUAUGUCAAAGCCAAAAGACGGAACAAUUCCACAGUGUUAUUUUGUGAUGGUAUGCAGAUCAAAUAUGGUCAGAUUGAAUUAUUGUGUUCCUACAAAGAAGGUCAAAAUGAGAUGAAUCUUGUAUUUGUGAAUGAAUUUGCAGUUGCAGGUAUAAAUCUUCUAAGGGACACUUUGACAGGUGGGACAUGUUUCCAUAUUGUGAGCCUCUUGGAAGUUCCUGUAAAAAGGACAGUAGUUGGACUUGAAAGUAUUUUGGGAAAGUUGAUGUUUAUUGAUUUGUCCUCAAUGCCUGGUAUUGUGUUUGCUGCACAUUUCCCUAACAAACUUGAAAGGGACUAAACAUAUUUAUGAACUCAAAGACAUGAUCUUUUUGUGAACAGAAGAGCCCAUGAUUUUUCCAACUAGUAGAAAUUCCUUACUGAAAAUAUAGUCUCAAGUUGAUGGGCAGAUAGUAUUUUGAUGCUAUAUUAAGACAAAUGUCAGUGAUCUCAACAGUUCUAUUAAUAUAUUGCCACACAAAUAGGUCACUUUGGGGCUUAACAUGAGAAGAUACAGACAUCUGAAUAUAUUACAUUGACACCACUAAUGGUCUGAGUUUUUGUUAGUUAAACUUUGACACAGCUGAAACGUAUCUUCUUGGUCUUAAAAGCUACAUCGUUGGAUGCUAAUAUAGUUUUAUGAUCUUGAAAGACUGUGAUCAGUGCAAUGUUCCAUGUACUAAUAUUGUUAGAUUAUUGAUUUUGAGAUAUCCAGUGAAACAUAUUGUUAUAGUGGUUUUUGUUGGCAUUUUGUAAAAUAAAUUUCCACAAUGCAAAUGUC